Messenger RNA from Thamnophis sirtalis, 7112 nucleotides. RefSeq names its product nuclear receptor subfamily 3 group C member 2 (gene NR3C2). The record is from RefSeq and is a predicted model, not a curated record. Gene Ontology annotation, molecular function: sequence-specific DNA binding; zinc ion binding; DNA-binding transcription factor activity. Lineage: Eukaryota; Metazoa; Chordata; Lepidosauria; Squamata; Natricidae. Gene Ontology annotation, biological process: regulation of DNA-templated transcription.
GUCCCCCCCCCCCCUUUGCCUUUCCCUCUGCCCUGCACGGUGUCGGUGGACCAGGCAAAUUUGAAAUUAAGAAUCCGUUAUGAAGAAUAAAUUGGGCCUCGUUCCCUUUUCAGUUCCGAGCUUGGCUAUUUUUGUUCGUGGAUGUGGACUUUAGGUGGAUGACACUUGGAGGAAAGAGAUAUGGAGACCAAAGGCUAUCGCAGUUACUCAAAAAGUCUAGAUAUGGAGAGGCGCUGGAGUCAAGGUUCCCAAUCUAUGGAGUACACUCCUAAAGGAGCAGAAGAACAGUCCGAAGAGAGUAAUAAUUACAUGGAGAUUGUAAAUGUGAGCUGUGUUUCUGGCACAUUUCCAAAUGCCAGUUCUCAAGGAAGCAACAAAGAAAAACCUGAGCUAAUUUCGUGUCUUCAUCCAGAUCAUAGUCAGCCGGCUAUUUUACCCUGUGAUAUAAAAACUGAGAUAGACUCCAAGGAACUUUCUGCCACGGUAGCUGAAUCAAUGGGUUUAUACAUGGAUUCUGUAAGAGAUGCCGAUUUUACCUAUGAUCAGCACAGUCAUCAAGGAAACUUGAUUUCUGCAAAGAUGUAUCAAAAUGUUGAGCAAUUAGUAAAACUCUAUAAGGAGAACGGCCAUCGUACCUCUCCCUUGAACACCCCAAGUAGGUCCUUGAGACCUCUAAUAUCAGACUGUGCAAGCUCUGUGAAUGGUGGCAUUGUACCAUCUAUCAUCAAAAGUCCUAGAGUGUGCCACGAGAAGAAUUCUUCUGAUUGUAGUCCUCAAAGCAUGACUCCUUCAGUAUGCAGCCCUCCUGGAAUUAGUUCUGUAUCAUCAACUACUUCCACUAACUUUACAAAUUUCACCGUAAAUAGUCCAAUAAACCAGGGAACACCUUUGCCAUGUUCACCUAACAUUGAAAACCGAGGUUCAAUGUUACAUAGUCCUCCACAUACUAGCAAUGUAGGAUCUCCUCUUUCUAGUCCUAUAAGUAGCAUGAAAUCACCUAUUUCAAGCCCUCCUAGUCAUUGUAGUGUGAAAUCUCCAGUUUCAAGUCCUAAUAACAUUACAAUGAGAUCUUCAGUAUCUAGCCCUGCAAAUAUGAACUCAAGGUGCUCUAUUGCCAGCCCUUCCAAUGCCAACAAUAGAUCCACUCUUUCUAGUCCUGCAGUAAGCACUGUGGGAUCUUCAAUGUGUAGCCCUGUAAAUGGUGCAGUGACGUUUCCAGCAUCUAGUACAUCAGUUGGACCUGGUGCAACUCAAGACAUGGUUCCUAGUCCAGAUUCAAAAGAGAAUAAAGGUGCUUCUGAAAUCAUAUUUCCUAAAAUAGAGGAAAUAGAAAAUGCCAUCCCUAUCAAUGAAGUAGCUAAUCAGAUGACUGUUGCUCAGUUUAUAAAACCUGAACCAGAUGGGAUGUUUAGUAGCUCAUGCCUUGGAGAAAAUAACAAAAUCAAUUCUGAUCCCCCAUUUUCAGUAUCAAUAAAGCAAGAAUCAGCUAAACAUUCUUGUUCUGGUGCUUCUUUUAAAGGGAAUCACAUAGCAAAUCCCUUUCCAUUUAUGGAUGGAUCAUAUUUUUCUUUCAUGGAUGAUAAAGACUACUAUUCUCUUUCUGGGAUUUUAGGACCACCUGUUUCAUCCUUUGACGGAACAUGUGAAGCUAGUGUGUUUUCAAAUUCUAUAGGAAUUAAACAGGAGCCUGAAGAGAACAACUAUUAUCAAGAGAGUGCUCUACCUUCCUCUGCCAUUAUUGGAGUCAAUUCUGGCGGACAGUCAUUUCACUAUAGGAUUGGUGCUCAAGGCAGAAUAGCUUUAUCACGGCCUGUUGGUAGAGAGCAGCCUUUUCAGCAUAUGAGCUCAUUUCCUCUGGUAGAGUCCUGGAAAUCACAUUCUGAGUUGUCUGGCAGAAGAAGUGAUGGGUAUCCAGUUCUAGAAUAUAUUCCAGAUAAUGUGUCAAGUUCAUCAUUGAGAAAUGUUUCAACUGGAUCUUCAAGACCUUCUAAAGUGUGUUUGGUGUGUGGAGAUGAAGCAUCCGGAUGCCAUUAUGGAGUAGUGACAUGUGGCAGUUGCAAAGUCUUCUUUAAGAGAGCAGUGGAAGGUAAAUCCUCAUGGCAGCACAAUUACUUAUGUGCGGGACGGAAUGACUGUAUAAUUGACAAAAUUCGAAGAAAAAACUGUCCAGCUUGCAGAUUACAGAAGUGUCUUCAAGCUGGAAUGAAUUUAGGAGCCCGGAAGUCAAAAAAAUUGGGCAAGUUAAAAGGUAUCCACGAAGAGCCACCUCAGCAGCCGCAGCAGCCACCACAAAGUCCAGAAGAAGGGCUUACCUAUAUUGCUCCAGCAAAAGAACCUUCUGUGAACACAGCACUUGUUCCUCACUUAUCUGCAGUUUCACCAGCACUUACUCCCUCGCCUGCUAUGGUUCUAGAAAACAUCGAGCCUGAAAUUGUGUAUGCAGGAUAUGAUAGUUCAAAACCAGACACAGCGGAACACCUGCUCUCCACUUUAAAUCGUCUCGCUGGCAAGCAGAUGAUUCAGGUGGUAAAAUGGGCAAAGAUUCUCCCAGGAUUUAGAAACUUGCCUCUUGAGGACCAAAUUACUUUAAUACAGUAUUCUUGGAUGUGUUUAUCAUCAUUUGCCUUGAGCUGGAGAUCAUACAGACAUACAAAUAGCCAGUUUCUUUAUUUUGCUCCUGACUUGGUCUUUAAUGAAGAAAGGAUGCGGCAAUCUGCAAUGUUCGAAUUAUGCCAAGGAAUGCAUCAGAUCAGCCUUCAAUUUGUUCGUCUGCAGCUUAGCUUUGAAGAAUACACCAUAAUGAAAGUUUUGUUGCUGUUAAGCACAGUUCCCAAGGAUGGGCUCAAGAGCCAAGCUGCGUUUGAAGAAAUGAGGGCAAAUUACAUUAAAGAACUUAGAAAAAUGGUAACUAAACAUCCAAAUAAUUCUGGACAAAGUUGGCAGCGAUUUUAUCAACUGACAAAGCUCCUGGACUCUAUUCAUGAUCUUGUUAGCGAUUUGCUGGAAUUUUGCUUCUACACCUUCCGAGAGUCUCAAGCUCUCAAAGUGGAGUUUCCAGCCAUGCUGGUAGAAAUCAUCAGUGACCAGUUACCCAAAGUGGAAUCUGGGAAUGCCAAGCCUCUCUACUUCCACCGGAAGUGACAGAACAUGUCUUAAUGGAAAAAAAAGAAAACUUUGCCUUAAGUUCCCCUGCGCUAUUCCACACCCAUGAAGGAGCCAAGAAGCCACAUUUAAAGUGUGCUAUUCAAAAUCGUUCAACAGUGUCUCAAUCGUCUAAAGACAAUAUGAAGGUUUGGAGAAUGAAAAACAAGCAUCUUAUAUGAACUUGGUAAGACAAAAUAGCCAAGAGGUUUAUGAACACCAGGCCACCCCAAAUACUCCCAGCAUUUAAAAAAGAAAAAAAAAAGAAAUAUUCCUGUUCCUCUGGAUGAAAAGCCAUAUCUAGUCAAAUAACUCCUUGAUUUUGAUAUAUUAACAGAAGAACAUUUUAAUUAUGUCAUGUAGUUUCUGGUAUUGUUUGCUUGUUUUAAAAGGGUUUAAGAAUGAACUUUUAAAAAGCUUACCAUUGGUUUGCACAUAAAUAAGUCAAUAUGGGGCAUUAAUUCUUGUACUAUACACAAACACACAUACAUACGUAGAAACAAAAUCAAAUUCCUGGUAUGUAACAUAGAUAAUGGAACAUUUUGGUGUGGAAUAAUCUUGGUAUAUUCACUUGCGGCAUUUGUUAUCCCAUGUUAUCCAUCAUAGAUGAUCUACACUGUGUUAAGUGUUCAUUUAUUAUUUAACUUGAAAGGAUAAGAUGUUAAAACAAAUGCCUCCGUUUCAAUUUAUAGUAUAUUGUGCUGGCUUUACCAAUAAUUUUUGCAGUCUUUUGCUGUACUGUACAAUGCUGUAUGUAUAAAUUGAAGGACCUGAAAAAAUGGUAUAAGGAACUUUUGUAAAUGAGACCUAAAAUCUUUAAUGGUUAAUAGGAUGAAUGGGAAAGUAUUUUUGGAAGAAUUCUAUUUUGCUGGAGACUAUUUAAUUACUCUUUUUUGUCUAAACACAAGGGUUUUUUUUCUUUUUCUUUUUUGUAAAGUGAAUUGUUCUGCAUGCAUAAUGAACCGUUUACAGUGUAUUUAAGAAAGGGAAAGCUGUGCCUUUUUAGCAUCAUAUCUAUCUCACAAUGUCUGUUGUAAAUAAUCACCCAUAAUUGUUUCCAGUUGUUCUUUUUCCAUCCAACUUCCUCAGCAUUUGUCUACUACUUUUUACAUCCUUUGAGCACAAUGAGUCUGCUUCAAGCCUCUUGCUGUGUUUGCAGCUUUAUACACACAUUUUAUCUAACAAGAUAAAUGUUAACAAGGAUAGACUCCAUCAAGACAUGAUUUUCUACAUGUUUCAUUAAAGCUAAUAAAGCUGUGCAGAUAAUUUGGUUCCUAUUUCAAUGGAGCCUGCUUAAGUCAGCUAUAUGGUGAAUUGUGCCCAGUUUUGUUUUUUUCAAAGACUAUCAUCUCGGGAUCAAAUGAGAUUCUGCUCCUCACUCUGAAGGUCACUGUCCUACACACAGGCAAAUUUAAACAAGACCCUCUCAAACACAUUGUCCUCCAAGCAAAGGCUCAUUGAGUCCAAAACCCUACAGAGUAUAGUGAUCUGCUCAUUUUGGGGUUGUUUAAUUUUAUGUCAAAUAUGUGGUUAAAGAACUGUUUUUCCUUCCUUUGAAAUCUGGAACCAAUGUAUAUUGCCAAAAGUAUGGACAACAAAUCUGAAUAUAUAGGUGGAAAUAAAAAUUAUCCCAUAUCCUAGACACAUUUGGAAUGAUAAUAAGAAUAGGGACUAUUUAAUGCUAUUUAUUGUUAGGCAAAUCAGUAACUCAGUAACUGUGUAUAGGAUUGCGAUUUAACUACUCUUAAAAUGAGCCCUCAAAUAGGCAAUUUUCAAAAUCUGGAUUUCUCUCAAAACUAUGUCACGGCAACAGUGUCUUUCUUGUGAUGAUCAUUACUAUAUGAAUAAUUUAAAUAUGUAGCAUAAUUCUUAAAAACAAAACUUACAAUAAUUGUCAGUUAUCUUCAUCUAAAAGAAAGUUUAGAUAACUUCUUUGAGAAAAAUAAAGGAUCUUUUAGGUUGAAAUCCUAUGUACAAUUAUUUGAGAAUAAGUUCCAGUGGAAUUACUUCUUAGUAACCAUGCUUAAAACCAUGUAAUUAAUAACCAAAUCUGGGAUCCAAAGGUUUUUUUUUAGGUGUGCUUAAAGUUUGGAUAAGUUCCUUGGAACCUGCUGCAAUUAACAGCAAAUCUAAUUUACAAUAUUUUUUUAAAGUACUGUUUCAAAAACAGUUAUGGAGCAUACAUAGAAGCCCAAGUAAUUUCUUGGAUCUUAAUCAUUCAUGAAGUUUUUGAAACUUGAACAGAUAUUUGCAUUUCCAUCUUGCAUCCAUAAAAUUUAAAUAAAACCAUAGCAAGUGGAUUUCUCAAAUCAGUUUCUCUCUGCAUCCCCAGACCUCUCUAAGGAUCUUCACCCAUCUGAACCAGCUUUAUAGUGAAAGGGAAAAUCUAAUCUGCUGAUCUGCCAGUAUUGUUAAUUCCAGUGUUCCAGUGGUAGACAAGCAGAACUGAAUUCAAUUCAACUUGACCUUUUUGAGCCAUACAGUUUUCUGAAUGAGAAUCUAUGGAAGAUAUACAUUACACAGCCAUAUAUUGGGUUGACUCCUGACAAUACUAGCUGAACUUAAUUCCAGCUGAAAUGAAUGCAAUUUAAUAAAAUCAUUUUCAGUUUUGAAAAGCAAAAUCCUUUAUCAACUCUUUGGACUGCACAGCAAUAUGAAACUGAAUUUCUACAGUGAUAAAAAUAUAUAGCAUGCAACAUGAUCGUUUGUAUUAAAUAUCCUUUUUAUUAAGUUUUUUUUGUAAAAAAAACUUACUGAAAUUGGAAUUUUAAAUUAUCCAAGUUUGUGGUAAAUGAUGCAGCUGUUUUUUUAUUAGCAAAGUUACUAAAUAUUUUUCUAUCUCCAAGUAACUUUGCUUGAUUAAAAUAUUAAAGCCAUAUUAUUUUCAUUUUUUAAAUCCACUGGUAGAUGUCAGUUGUCUGGUUACUAUUAUUUUUUGUACCUUAUUGCAUUUAAGUGUGGUACAAUUCAUAAAUCUCAGAAUUGUCAUGAAUAAAACACUAAAUUAGUUUUAAAACAAUUUAUAACUUUAUGCAAAAUAGCUAACUUUGCAGGAAAAGUAUGCAGAUUAUAAUAAAUUCUUUAAUCACCUGUUCAUGAAACCAUUGAUUAUUGCUUAGAAAUCAUUAAAAUGAACUUCAAAUGAAAGGAAGGUAUCAGGAGUACAUUAUAUUUUAGAAGGAAAUAGAUAUUUGUCUCCUGCAAAAUACGAUAAACAACUUCAAAAUGUGAAAAUAAUUGUGUUGAUUGAGUGUAAUGAUUUUGUGGCAAUGACUGAAAUUAUACAGCAAGAACACUGUAUUUAUAUAAAUGUAAAAUAGUUUUAAUUUACUGCAGUGUGUAUUUCAAGAAUAAUAUUACAUUGCAGUGUGUAACCAUUCUGUUGCACAGAACAAAACUGAAAAAGGACUAAAAGCUUGCAAUAUCAAAAUCUUAAAAUAAAAUAUACUUUAUAAUCAAUAAUGCAAAAAUCUAAUCACAGGGUGGUAUUUUCACUGACUUUUAGAAACCUUUCGGAAUUUAAACCAUUCUACAUUUAAUGCACUUUUAAUUGUCUAUUAAAGAUGUGACAUUUUUGAUAGAGGGGAGAAAGAAAGAAGGAAGGGUGCAAUUUUAUCUGGCAGAUGACUAACUUGUUAGGUAGCAGUUAUAAUGCCAGGGUUUUCAGAGUAAUGUUUCAAAGUUCAUAGAGCUGAAGAGCACAUUACACCAAGAACUUAGCACUUGUGCAGGAGAAGUUCUUGGUGGUUGUGUCCUAUUAUUACUGGAUGAAAAAAGCAGCCAGCACUACAGUAUAAAACAGCAACAUCUAUGCAUAAUGAUGCAUUAAUAAUUAGGAGCUUGCUUCUGUAUGUUUAAACCUUUUGAAUAAAUACAAAAUUACUGUUUGGCCUUUAUGUUAUUGUCUUUAAGUACACAAUUUUUAUAAGUUGUAUAAAUAUACACAAAUUAAAAUGGUGUGAUCAUAGUAA